This is a messenger RNA of Polyodon spathula (Mississippi paddlefish), 1186 nucleotides long. Its product is annotated as sterol-4-alpha-carboxylate 3-dehydrogenase, decarboxylating-like. The record is from RefSeq and is a predicted model, not a curated record. Bases 1 to 1035 code for a protein of 344 amino acids. Gene Ontology annotation, molecular function: 3-beta-hydroxy-Delta5-steroid dehydrogenase (NAD+) activity. Gene Ontology annotation, biological process: steroid biosynthetic process. Lineage: Eukaryota; Metazoa; Chordata; Actinopteri; Acipenseriformes; Polyodontidae. The transcript is spliced from 7 exons.
AUGGCGACUCGCAACAGGCCGGGCAGUAAGAAGUGUGCUGUGAUCGGGGUUUCCGGCUUCCUCGGCCAUCAUCUAGUGGAGAAGCUCCUGGAGAAGGGAUACGCUGUGAAUGUGUAUGACAUCUGCCAGGGCUUCCACAAUAACCGGGUCACCUUCCUGGGGGACCUCUGCUGCAAAGAGGAUCUUCUUCCAGCACUGGAGGGGGUGACUCUUGUGUUACACUGUGCUUCUCCUGCUCCAUCCAGCGACAACAAAGAGCUGUUCUUCACAGUGAACUACAUAGGAACCAAGGUAGUCAUCCUGGCCUGCAAGGAGGCUGGAGUUCAGAAAGUGAUUCUGACGAGCAGCGCCAGCGUUGUGUUUGAAGGAACUGAUGUAAAGGAUGGCACUGAAGACUUGCCCUAUGCCAAGAAGCCUAUUGAUUACUACACAGAGACCAAAAUCCUGCAGGAGAAGGAGGUCCUGGGUGCAAAUAACCCUGAUGAGAAUUUCCUGACUGUAGCAAUUCGUCCUCAUGGGAUUUUCGGACCUAGAGACCCCCAGCUGGUUCCGAUUCUGGUAGAGACAACCCGAAAGGGCAAGAUGAAAUUCAUCAUUGGUGACGGGAAAAACCUGGUGGAUUUCACCUAUGUUGAAAACGUGGUACAUGGUCACAUCCUGGCAGCCGAGAGCCUUCACAAAAAUUCACCAGUCUGUGGAAAAGCCUACCACAUCACGAACGAUGAGCCCGUGCUGUUCUGGGAGUUCCUGUCCCGAGUGCUGGCGGGCCUGGACUAUGAGCCCUUGCGGUACCACCUGCCUUACCUGCUCGUAUACUACCUGGCUCUGCUGCUGUCCCUGCUGGCCCUGCUGCUGAAGCCCUUCAUUGCCUUCAAACCCACCUUCACCCCCAUGCGAGUUGCUCUGGCCGGCGCUCACCACUACUACAGCUGCAAGAGAGCUAAACAGGACAUGGGCUACAGGCCCCUGGUCAGCCUGGACCAGGCUAUUGAGAGAACAGUGCAGAGCUACCCCCAGCUGCGCCGGACUGAGUAACUGGAGAGCAGGGGCUUGUACACGCUCCAGUGCCCCAAAUCACCAGUGAGGUGUAUGUAAGGAACGAGGAGUGUUUUUUGUGAGGAUGUCCUCCUUACAGUGUCCUUAGGAAUAAUUUUCAGUCUGUUUGCACAAUGUUUUGACUACAUUC